CCAUCACCAACCCGACCCGCAAUCUCCACCCGCAAACCGCAAUUCUCGGCGUCAUUUCGCGUCACUCAAACAUGUCGGCCGGCCCCUCAAAUCUCCCGUCAAACCACGCGCCCUCCACACUAGAAUACGGCGGUGAUGAAAUCUCAGCCCUCGUACUUGAUCCCGGCCAAUGCUGGACACGCGCCGGAUUCGCCGGCGAAGAUACCCCCAAGUCCGUGAUCCCCACCCACUACGGCUACGUCGAGGGCGCUGGCCCCGACGGCGCCCGCAAGCUCUACUUCGGCGAUAACGACGUGCACACGGUGCGCGCGGGGAUGGAGAUCGCGAAUCCCAUGAGCGACGGCAUCGUGGCGGAUUGGGACGUGGCGCCAGCUCUGUGGCGGACCGCGCUCAUGUCGCGAUUGGCGCAGGACCUACGUGAGCACCCGCUGCUCGUGACAGAGCCGGUGUGGAACCCGACCAAGAACCGUGAAAAGACGAUUGAGGUUGCGUUCGAGGACUUCGAGGUGCCCGCCUUCUACCUAGCCAAGAAUGCCGUGUGCGCUGGGUUCGCGUCCGGAAAGUCGUCGGGCCUGGUCAUCGACUUUGGCGCCGCCAACGUCGCCGUCACUCCCAUCCACGACGGCUUCGUCCUCAAGAAAGGCAGCGCGCGCACCCCGCUCGGCGGCGACUUCCUGAGCAACCAGAUCCGCGCGUACCUCGUCUCGCAGAACAUCCCGCUGAGCGCGCACUACCAAGUAGUGGCCAAGAUCCCAGUGGAAGUCGGCAAGCCGGCAGAAGCGACGCUGCGCACGACGUGGCCGGAAGGCAAGGCGCCGACGUCCAGCUUCAAGAGCUUCGAGGAGGAGCGCGUCCUCACCGAGUUCAAAGAGUGCACCGCCCAGAUGUGGAUCAACGGGGGCGCGAUACCGCCCAACAACCCCGACGGCUCCCCGCCAAACGGCGUCGGCGUGCGCACCUUCGAGUUCCCCGACGGCUACAACCUUGUCUUCGGCUCCGAGCGCUUCCGCAUCGCAGAGGGCAUCUUCAAUCCCCGCGCCAUGCUCACCGCCCCCGAUAUCCCCCACCCCGACCCCGAGACUACCCUGGGCGUAGGCCACCUCGUCGCCGCCGCUAUGCGCGACGUCGAUAUCGAGAUCAAGGCUCACAUCCUUAAUAAUGUUGUGGUCACCGGCGCGGGAAGCUUGCUGUACGGCUUCCACGACCGUGUAAGCCUUGAGCUUAGCACUGCGUUCCCCGGUCCCCGUGUUAGGCUUGCGGCGCCUGGAAAUACUAUGGAGAGGAAGUAUGCCAAUUGGCUGGGUGGAAGUAUCCUGGCGAGUCUGGGAAGCUUCCAUCAGCUGUGGAUCAGUAAGAAGGAAUACGAUGAACAUGGUGUCAACAUUGUUGAGAAGCGGUGUAAGUAGUGUAGUAGUGUAGUGUAGCGGUGGAAAAAUCGGGGAUACCUGCCUAGUAUGUGGUAGAGAAUGUGGUGGAGAAUGUGGUGGGUGGGUG
Tricharina praecox is the source of this 1494-nucleotide messenger RNA. RefSeq names its product actin family. The transcript has 4 exons. The coding region runs from base 72 to 1406 and encodes 444 amino acids. The record is from RefSeq and is a predicted model, not a curated record. Gene Ontology annotation, biological process: regulation of transcription by RNA polymerase II. Gene Ontology annotation, molecular function: chromatin binding. Gene Ontology annotation, cellular component: SWI/SNF complex; NuA4 histone acetyltransferase complex. NCBI's taxonomy places the organism in Eukaryota, Fungi, Ascomycota, Pezizomycetes, Pezizales, Pyronemataceae.